AUGAGGCGGCUGCGGCGCUGGGCGUUCGCGGCGCUGCCGCUGCUGCUACCGCUGCUCCCCGCGCCCGGUCUUGGGGUCCGGGGUCCUGCCGGAGCGCUGCGCUGGGGGGUCUCACCCCAGGUAGGAGGCCCAGAAGCCCCUGAGGUCACAGAGCCCAGCCGCCUGGUGGGCCAGAGCUCUGGGGGAGAGAUUCGGAAGCAGCAGCUGGACACCAGGGUCCGCCAGGAGCCGCCCGGGGGCCCGCCUGUCCAUCUCGCCCAGGUGAGUUUUGUCAUCCCGGCCUUCAACUCAAACUUCACGCUGGACCUGGAGCUGAACCAUCACCUCCUCUCCUCGCAAUACGUGGAGCGCCACUUCAGCCGGGAGGGGACCGCGCAGCGCAGCACGGGCGCUGGAGACCACUGCUACUACCAGGGGAAGCUCCGGGGGAACCCCCACUCCUUCGCUGCCCUGUCUACCUGCCAGGGGCUGCAUGGGGUCUUCUCUGACGGGAACCUGACCUACAUCGUGGAGCCCCAGGAGACGGCUGGGCCUUGGGGAGCCUCCCAGGGACCCCUCCCCCACCUCAUUUACCGGACCCCUCUCCUCCCAGCCCCCCUCGGAUGCAGGGGACCAGGUUGCCUGUUUGCUGCUCCUGUCCACUCUGCUCCCCCAAACCGGCCGAGGCUGAGAAGGAAAAGGCAGGUCCGCCGGGGCCACCCCACGGUGCACAGCGAGACCAAGUACGUGGAGCUGAUUGUCAUCAAUGACCACCAGCUGUUCGAGCAGAUGCGGCAGUCGGUGGUCCUCACCAGCAACUUCGCCAAGUCCGUGGUGAACCUGGCAGACGUGAUGUACAAGGAGCAGCUCAACACUCGCAUUGUGCUGGUCGCCAUGGAAACGUGGGCCGAUGGGGACAAGAUCCAGGUGCAGGACGACCUCCUGGAGACCCUGGCCCGGCUCAUGGUCUACCGGCGGGAGGGUCUGCCGGAGCCGAGUGACGCCACCCACCUGUUCUCGGGCAGGACUUUCCACAGCACCAGCAGCGGAGCGGCCUACGUGGGCGGCAUCUGCUCCCUGUCCAGGGGUGGGGGUGUGAAUGAGUAUGGCAACAUGGGAGCCAUGGCUGUGACCCUGGCCCAGACGCUGGGGCAGAACCUGGGCAUGAUGUGGAACAAACACAGGAGUUCAGCAGGGGACUGCAAGUGUCCGGACAUCUGGCUGGGCUGCAUCAUGGAGGACACUGGGUUCUACCUGCCCCGCAAGUUCUCGCGCUGCAGUAUCGACGAGUACAACCAGUUCCUGCAGGAGGGCGGCGGGAGCUGCCUCUUCAACAAGCCCCUCAAGCUCCUGGACCCCCCGGAGUGCGGAAACGGCUUCGUGGAGGCGGGGGAGGAGUGCGACUGCGGCUCGGUGCAGGAGUGCAGCCGUGCCGGGGGCAACUGCUGCAAGAAGUGCACCUUGACUCACGACGCCAUGUGCAGCGACGGGCUCUGCUGCCGCCGCUGCAAGUACGAGCCGCGAGGCGUGUCCUGCCGGGAGGCCGUGAACGAAUGCGACAUCGCGGAGACCUGCACCGGGGACUCCAGCCAGUGUCCCCCUAACCUUCACAAGCUGGACGGUCACUUCUGCGACCAUGAACAGGGCCGCUGCUAUGGAGGCCGCUGCAAAACCCGGGACAGGCAGUGCCAAGCCCUCUGGGGCCACGCGGCUGCCGAUCGCUUCUGCUACGAGAAGCUGAACGUGGAGGGGACGGAGCGUGGGAACUGUGGGCGCAAGGGGUCAGGCUGGGUCCAGUGCAACAAGCAGGACGUGCUCUGUGGCUUCCUCCUCUGUGUCAACAUCUCUGGAGCCCCUCGGCUGGGGGACCUGGGAGGUGACAUCAGCAGUGUCACCUUCUACCACCAGGGCAAGGAGCUGGACUGCAGGGGGGGCCACGUGCAGCUGGCCGAUGGCUCAGACCUGAGCUACGUGGAGGACGGCACAGCCUGUGGACCCAACAUGCUGUGCCUGGACCACCGAUGCCUGCCGGCCUCUGCCUUCAACUUCAGCACCUGCCCCGGCAGCGGGGACCGCCGGAUCUGCUCCCACCACGGGGUCUGCAGCAAUGAGGGGAAGUGCAUUUGUCAGCCCGACUGGACAGGCAAAGACUGCAGCAUCCACAACCCCCUGCCCACCUCCCCGCCCACCGGAGAGACAGAGAGAUAUAAGGGUCCCAGCGGCACCAACAUCAUCAUUGGCUCCAUCGCGGGGGCUGUCCUGGUCGCAGCCAUCGUCCUGGGCGGCACGGGCUGGGGAUUUAAAAACAUCCGCCGAGGAAGGUAUGACCCGACCCAGCAGGGGGCAGUGUGACGCCGGCCACGUCAUCCCUCCCGCUGUCCUUGUCUCCAUCUCAUCGUCACCACCUUGCGUUCUGUGGAUGGGGAGCUGGGCCGAUUCCCCCAGCCCUGCUGUCAGAGUGUCCCGGCAAGGGGGGAGAGCAGCUCCGGGAAGACCUAGUCCUCUGCCCGCCCUUCCUCCUGCCCCCUCCUCUCUGCUGCUGCCCUUCCUCCGGCCAGGCGGACCCCGGAGGUGGGCCCCGCAGCCCCGUCCCGCCAGGGAGCCUCCCUCUG
This is a messenger RNA of Lepus europaeus (European hare), 2591 nucleotides long. It is a transcript of the gene ADAM11, whose product is annotated as ADAM metallopeptidase domain 11. Bases 1 to 2331 code for a protein of 776 amino acids. The transcript has 26 exons. Lineage: Eukaryota; Metazoa; Chordata; Mammalia; Lagomorpha; Leporidae. The record is from RefSeq and is a predicted model, not a curated record. Gene Ontology annotation, biological process: proteolysis. Gene Ontology annotation, molecular function: metalloendopeptidase activity.